CGAUGAUUGUAUUGUAGUGGUGUGUGUUACUCUCUCCUCAUCCUCAGCCUAAAAUCUUCACCGCAAUAAUAGUAGAACCAGAAGUAAACCUAAAUCGGUUCUGAUUUCUGAACACCGCAUACAGCCUCCGCGCCUUUUCUUUUUCUCUCUUCUCUCCGAAGCUUCUCGAACAACAUAUUGUGAUGUCUGGGGAAGAGUAUGAUGCACAAGAUGCAGGCUAUGUGCCUGAAAACCCUGAAUUUCCACAAAACCAUUCCGACGAACAUGAUGAAGGAAAUGUGAUUGAUGAUGCGGGGUUUCCUCAACUGCAGCCUGAUCAACAUGACGAUGGCAAUUUGGAUGAGGGAGCUAAUCCUCCUGAAAAUCAGUUUGAUGGCCACGAAAUUGAAGGUUUGCCCGAAGAUACCGAUGCUCAUCCACAAGAGAAUGCUGAGGAGGAGGAGGAACAUCAUGAUAUUGGGGAUGUUACUGGGGAUUUCAAUUCUCAGGAGAAACAGGGAGCACAGGAUAAUUCGAAAGGAAAUGAAAUAAAGAAGUGGCCUGGUUGGCCUGGAGAGAAUGUUUUCCGGAUGUUGAUUCCUGUACAAAAGGUUGGCAGUAUCAUCGGCCGCAAGGGAGAGUUUAUUAAGAAAAUGACGGAAGAGACCAAAGCUCGCAUUAAAAUUCUUGAUGGUCCGCCAGGAACCAUGGAAAGAGCAGUAAUGGUUUCUGCAAAAGAAGAGCCAGAUCGCGCCAUACCGCCUGCUGUGGAGGGUUUGUUAAGGGUUCAUAAACAAGUUGUCAAUGUGGACCACAAUCCUCCAGAUGCAUCGGCUGCAUCAAACCAAGUUGUUACGAGGCUUCUGGUGGCAGAUACUCAAGCAGGAAGCUUGAUCGGGAAGCAGGGUUCCACAGUAAAGUCCUUUCAAGAUAACACUGGUUGCAAUAUACGUGUUCUUGGAUCAGCUGAAUACCUGCCUGUAUUUGCUCUACGGGAUGAUAGUGUUGUUGAAAUACAAGGGGAGUCUGCUGGGGUUCACAAGGCAGUUGAACUUAUUGCACUUCAUCUCCGUAAAUUCCUGGUUGACCGCGGCAUAGUUGGAGUAUUUGAAACACAGAUGCAAAGGCCAGAUGCUCGAGUUAACCAGAAUGUGCCCCCACCUCAAGCUUGGGGUCCCCCACAUCCACAAGGGUUCCCCACUCCUGGCAGUGGUGGACCUGCUUUUGCACCCAAUCCUCAAUAUAUGCCUCCUUCACAUAACUACGAUAAUUACUACCCACCUCCUGAUCUGCCUCCCGUAGAUAAGCUCAUUCCUCCACCUGCCUAUGCAAGGGAUACUUCUCAAUCACAGCAGUCUGUUGCAAAUAAGGUCACACAGCACAUGCAAAUUCCUCUAACCUAUGCAGAUGCAGUUAUUGGAGCAUCAGGAUCAAAUAUCAGCUACAUUCGCCGUGCUAGUGGCGCAAGUAUUACAAUUCAGGAGACCAGGGGUAUACCAGGGGAAAUGACUGUUGAGAUAAGCGGCACCGCGUCACAAAUACAGGCAGCUCAACAACUGGUGCAGAAUUUCAUGGCUGAAGCGGCGAGUGCGGCACAAGAUCAUAUGGGGGGGUCAAUUAACCAAGGUUACAAUUCCUAUCCUACCAAUGCUUCUGUUUAUGCAUCUCCACCUUCAAGUGCUGGAGCACAUACAGGCCAUGCACCUUCUGCUGAUUAUGGUUCGGUGUAUGGAACCAAUUAUGGUUACUAAGAGUUAAAAUUCCCCAAAACACCCAAAUCCCCUGCGCACGGGGCGGGGAUAGAGGAAAAGAAAGUGGAUCACAUUCAAUUUUAGUGGAGGAGCAGUGUUUCUGUAAACUUUAUGUUCAAUUCUAGCUAGUUCUCGUGGGUAUUGUAACCAGGAUUGUACCCUUUAGAUUUUUACCUUAUAUUACAUUGGAUAUAACUGGACAUGGUUUAGUAUACAUUUUUCUGUCGAA
Messenger RNA from Arachis duranensis, 1959 nucleotides. RefSeq names its product flowering locus K homology domain. Gene Ontology annotation, biological process: regulation of gene expression. The record is from RefSeq and is a predicted model, not a curated record. The transcript is spliced from 7 exons. Lineage: Eukaryota; Viridiplantae; Streptophyta; Magnoliopsida; Fabales; Fabaceae. Gene Ontology annotation, cellular component: nucleus; cytoplasm. Bases 183 to 1730 code for a protein of 515 amino acids. Gene Ontology annotation, molecular function: mRNA binding.